CCUCUCUACUUUUUCACAAGCACACUCAGGAUCCUUUCUCUCUGAAAAAAGCCAAGCAAGAUGGCUUCGUACAGAUCACCUUCAACCAUGGCGAUCUUCCUGUUCAUGAUCUUCACGUUCUCGUCGGCCUUGGAUAUGUCGAUCAUUACGUACGACGAGAGCCACGGCGAAAAAUCGGGCUGGAGGACCGACGACGACGUGAUGGCGAUAUACGAGGCGUGGCUCACGAAGCACAGCAAGGCCUACAACGCCAUCGGGGAGAAGGAGAAGAGAUUCGAGAUUUUCAAGGACAAUCUCCGGUUCAUCGACGAGCACAACAGCGCCGAGAGCCGGACGUACAAGGUUGGGCUGAACCGGUUCGCCGAUCUGACCAACGAGGAGUACCGGGCCACGUACCUGGGUGCCAAGCCCAGUACCAGGAAGAGGCUUUCGAAGCAGAGGAGCGACCGUUAUGCGCCACGUGUCGGAGAGAAGUUGCCCGAGUCCGUUGAUUGGAGGAAGGAAGGUGCGGUCGUUGACGUCAAAGACCAAGGAAGUUGUGGGAGUUGCUGGGCAUUCUCGACAAUUGCUGCUGUGGAAGGGAUAAACAAGAUAGUGACAGGCGAUUUGAUCUCACUAUCAGAGCAAGAGCUGGUGGACUGUGAUACAUCAUAUAAUGAAGGAUGCAAUGGGGGUCUAAUGGACAAUGCCUUUGAUUUCAUCAUCAACAAUGGUGGCAUCGACAGUGAAGAAGAUUAUCCUUAUAAAGCUUCUGAUGGCAGAUGUGAUACAUUCCGGAAAAAUGCCAGGGUUGUUACAAUUGAUGACUAUGAAGAUGUUCCUGUAAACAACGAGAAAGCAUUGCAAAAGGCAGUUGCUAACCAGCCAGUGAGCGUUGCCAUUGAAGGAGGUGGCAGGGAAUUCCAGCUUUACGUAUCGGGUAUAUUCACGGGAAAAUGCGGGACAGCACUGGACCAUGGAGUUGCUGCUGUUGGAUAUGGCACAGAAAAUGGUGUUGGUUACUGGAUUGUGAGGAACUCAUGGGGUGCAAGCUGGGGAGAGGCAGGGUAUAUCAGGAUGGAGCGCAAUCUGAAUGGCACUGCCACAGGCAAAUGUGGUAUAGCAAUGGAGGCUUCUUACCCUAUCAAGAAAGGCCAGAACCCGCCCAACCCGGGCCCCUCUCCGCCAUCUCCGAUAAAGCCCCCAACUGUCUGUGAUAACUCUUACUCCUGUGCUGAGAGCAACACUUGCUGCUGUAUCUAUGAGUAUGCAAACUAUUGCUUUGCAUGGGGAUGCUGCCCUCUCGAGGGUGCCACCUGCUGUGAUGACCAUUACAGUUGCUGCCCGCAUGACUAUCCCGUCUGUAACGUUAAUGCAGGGACCUGCUUGACGAGCAAGAACAACCCAUUGGGAGUGAAGGCACUGAGGCGCAUUCCUGCUAAACCUCACUGGACCUUUGGAAGUGCUUAAGCAAAUGUUAAAGCUGGAACUUUGAAAAGUUGGAGGAGGAUAUGAAAGUAUCAUCCGAGUGCAUGUCCAUCAUUAAGAUACCAGUGGAUAGACGGUACUAUUUAAAAGAUUAUUUAGAUACUAAUUAUGUAUAUACUGCUCUAUUUAUUCCUGCUUCAUUUGAACAACCAACAGACAGAAUGUUAUCAGUUUCCAUUGCCCUCUGUAAAUUCAGUCAUCAUUCAGCCGUGGCUUUAAUGAAUUGGCGCAUGAUUCCCCAA
This is a messenger RNA of Alnus glutinosa, 1709 nucleotides long. Its product is annotated as cysteine proteinase mucunain-like. Gene Ontology annotation, molecular function: cysteine-type endopeptidase activity. Bases 61 to 1449 code for a protein of 462 amino acids. The transcript is spliced from 5 exons. The record is from RefSeq and is a predicted model, not a curated record. Gene Ontology annotation, cellular component: lysosome. Lineage: Eukaryota; Viridiplantae; Streptophyta; Magnoliopsida; Fagales; Betulaceae.